Messenger RNA from Molossus molossus (Pallas's mastiff bat), 1058 nucleotides. RefSeq names its product myozenin 2 (gene MYOZ2). The coding region runs from base 121 to 915 and encodes 264 amino acids. Gene Ontology annotation, molecular function: FATZ binding; telethonin binding; actin binding. Gene Ontology annotation, cellular component: actin cytoskeleton; Z disc. NCBI's taxonomy places the organism in Eukaryota, Metazoa, Chordata, Mammalia, Chiroptera, Molossidae. The record is from RefSeq and is a predicted model, not a curated record. The transcript is spliced from 6 exons.
GUCUCAGGCUCAAGGAUAGAAACCAUCGGGCCCCAGAGCCACCCGCACCCCACCGCCGGUCUCUCCCCCACACGCUGGGAUCUGUCCUGCCGGGAAGCACGGCUGAGAGGGCACGGAGCCAUGCUGUCGCACAGCACCAUGGUGAAGCAGAGGAGACAGCAAGCCUCAGCCAUCGUGAAGGAGAUCCACGGACACGAUGUCGAUGGCAUGGACCUGGGCAAAAAGGUCAGCGUCCCCAGAGACAUCAUGUUGGAAGAACUGUCCCAUCUCAGUAACCGCGGGGCCAGGCUAUUUAAGAUGCGGCAGAGACGAUCUGAUAAGUACACGUUUGAAAAUUUCCAGUAUGAAUCAAAAGCACAGAUACACCACAACCGUGCCAUGCAGAACGGGAAACUGGACGGAAGUCCCUUGGAAGGCGGGUCCCAGCAAGCCCCGUUUACUCCUCCCAACACCCCGGAUCCAAGGAGCCCCCCGAAUCCAGAAAACAUCGCACCAGGAUAUUCUGGGCCACUGAAGGAAAUUCCUCCGGAGAGAUUCAACACCACAGCUGUCCCCAAGUACUACCAGUCGCCCUGGGAACAGGCCAUGGGCAGCGAUCCGGAGCUGUUAGAGGCUCUGUACCCUAAGCUGUUCCAGCCCGAAGGCAAGGCAGAGCUGCCUGACUACAGGAGCUUCAACAGAGUUGCCACCCCAUUUGGAGGUUUUGAAAAAGCAUCAAAAAUGGUUAAAUUCAAGGUUCCCGAUUUUGAGCUACUACUUCUAACAGAUUCCAGGUUCAUGGCCUUUGCCAAUCCUCUUUCUGGUAGACGGUCCUUCAACAGGACUCCUAAGGGGUGGGUGUCUGAGAAUAUCCCUAUAGUGGUCACAGCCGAGCCCACAGAGGGUACCACUGUGCCAGAGUCAGAAGACCUAUGAGAAGAAAGUUGUACCAGCCCCAAACCUCUGAACACAAAUGUUGCUGUUUUGUUAUUCCACUCACACUCCUCGUCAGUAGCAACAACUGAAGAGCAAUUUUCUUUUUAUGACAUUUAAUUUCAGCCUCAUCUCAAAUGCUAAUA